ACGAGGAAACCCCGAACGAACGCGUUUACGUUUGCAACCUAAAAAAAGUGUAAGCCUUACGUGACCCGAGCGGAAUUCCUAGCCUUGUGUACUUCUAUACGCGGACCUGUGAUACCUUAGGUACGCAUCACCAAAAGAUCAGCCUUGGAGAAACAAACAACAACAACAUUCAAAGUUCAAGCCACCUACCUAUAUUUCCAUCAUAACUCGAAAGCCUAUCCUGUUUUCUACCAUCAUCGCCAUCUUUCAAAUUCAUCCAUCAUGGCGUUGGAUAGCUUCUUUCAUAAUAAGAUUGAGAGCAUGAAGCUCGAGAUCAUCCAAGGUCAAGCUGUUCUACGAAGAUUAGAAGCUCAGCGAAAUGAUUACAACUCAAGAGGUACUUUCGCAAAUCAUAUGAUGUAUAAACAGACAACUGAUUGCGAUAGUGCGACUUUUAAGAGAAGAACUCGGAUUAUUACAACAACCAGGAUCCUAUGUUGGUGAGGUGGUAAAGGUAAUGGGUACGAAAAAGGUGUUGGUUAAGGUGCAUCCAGAAGGCAAAUAUGGUAUGGAAUCUAUCGCAUAUGUAUAAUGUUUCCGUUACUAAUUCUAGAUGAAGUUGUCGAUAUCGCGGAUAGUGUUGAUAUCUCAAAACUCACUGUGGGGAAGAGAGUAACUCUUCUGUCAGACUCCUAUAAGCUCGAAAAGAUGUUGCCAUCAUCCGUCGAUCCUCUCGUCUCCCUCAUGAUGGUCGAAAAGGUUCCGGAUAGUACAUAUGAUAUGAUCGGUGGUUUAGAUCAACAAGUAAAGGAAAUUAAGGAGGUUAUUGAGCUUGGUCUUAAGCAUCCUGAACUGUUCGAAUCUCUCGGUAUAGCACAGCCCAAAGGUGUUCUUUUGUACGGACCUCCUGGAACAGGAAAGACGUUAUUGGCAAGAGCUGUUGCACAUCACACCGACUGCAGAUUCAUCCGAGUAUCUGGCUCCGAGCUUGUCCAAAAAUACAUUGGCGAGGGUUCAAGAAUGGUCAGAGAAUUAUUCGUCAUGGCAAGAGAACAUGCCCCUUCCAUCAUCUUCAUGGACGAGAUCGAUUCUAUUGGAUCAUCACGAGUGGAAGGGUCUUCGGGUGGUGAUUCUGAGGUUCAAAGAACUAUGUUGGAACUAUUGAAUCAAUUGGAUGGUUUUGAGCCAACUAAAGGAAUUAAGGUUAUCAUGGCUACCAAUCGUUUAGACAUCUUGGAUCCAGCACUUUUACGACCAGGGCGUAUCGAUAGAAAGAUCGAGUUCCCACCGCCAACUGUUGAGGCCAGAGCUGAUAUUCUACGGAUUCACAGCCGCAGCAUGAACCUGACUCGUGGUAUCAACUUGACUAAGAUCGCGGAGAAGAUGAACGGUUGCUCAGGGGCUGAAUUGAAGGGUGUUUGCACGGAAGCUGGAAUGUAUGCAUUGAGAGAACGCAGAGUCCAUGUCACUCAGGAGGAUUUUGACCUGGCGACGGCGAAGGUAUUGAACAAGCACGACGACAAGGAAGUCAGUCUAGGGAAAUUAUGGAAGUAGGAGGCUGGGUAGUAGCCGGAACGGCAUUUGUACAGUACAACAGCAUGAGCAGCAAAGAGAUAUCGAUCAAUCAUAUUUGGUGUUUUCACAAUCUGAAGCCGAUACAUAGUUUUCUGAUUUUGGGCUCGAUUUUCUCAUAGGCCGAACAGCAGGAAGGCGGGUGAAACAGCCGAAUACCGGACUUAACGGGCCAUCACCACCCUGUUUUUCAGGCAAUAAGCGCAGGAUCUACUUUCCAUGGCACUAUUUCGCUCUGUUUUUGCCACUGGAGAACCAAAGGAUUUGAAAAUGCUGCACGAAGGGUGUAAAGAUGUGGGUCUAGUGAAGCUCGUUUUGAGGUCAUCGACAAUCCGUUAACAUGUUAUGAAAUUGAAGAAAAUAGAUAUAAAUAU
Messenger RNA from Sclerotinia trifoliorum, 1925 nucleotides. The record is from the annotation of a GenBank genome assembly. NCBI's taxonomy places the organism in Eukaryota, Fungi, Ascomycota, Leotiomycetes, Helotiales, Sclerotiniaceae.